AUGGCCAAUAGAUUAAAACAUGUAUUACCUGUGAUCAUUUCUUGUAAUCAAUCGGCUUUUAUCCCGGGCCGAUUAAUAUCUGACAACAUCCUUGCAGCCUAUGAAACUCCCCACACCAUGCAUUCUCGUAUGUAUGGGAGGGUAGGAUAUAUGGCGUUGAAGCUCGACAUGAGCAAAGCCUACGAUCGGGUGGAGUGGCUUUUUCUCGAAAAAGUCAUGAGGAAGAUGGGUUUUGAGAGUAGAUGGGUCAACCUUGUAAGGAAAUGUGUGACUAUUGUAUCAUAUUCUGUGAUUGUAAAUGGGACCCCUGUCGGGCUUUUUAAACCCUCUAGGGGGAUCAGACAAUGGGAUCCAUUAUCUCCAUACCUCUUUAUUCUAUGUGCGGAGGUAUUGAGCUCAAUACUUUCACUUGAAGAGUGGCUUGGACAUUUGAAGGGGGUCCCAACCUCAUUUAAAGGCUUGAGGAUAAACUACUUAUUUUUCGCUGACGACAGUCUUCUUUUUUGUAAGGCUACUGAACAAGAGUGGAACUGCUUAAAGGGGGUACUGGAGGCUUAUGAGGAAGCGUCGGGGCAGCGGCUAAAUAACGAUAAAACAUCGGUCUUUUUUAGCCGAAAUACAAGCCAAGAAACAAAAGAUAGAAUUCUGGAGGUUGUAGGAGUUCCUGAUUCACAAAGGUUUGAUACCUAUUUGGGGCUUUCGGCGUUGGUGGGUAAAUCUAGAACUCAGGAAUUUCAGAGUUUGCUAGAAAAGGUAAUGAAGAGGGUGGCGGAUUGGAAGACAAAAUUUCUUUCUCAGGCUGGAAAUGAGGUUCUAAUCAAAGCAGUGAUCCAAACAAUAGCAUCUUAUAGUAUGAGUAUUUUUUUGCUCCCAUCAGGUUUGUGUAAGGAGCUAAAUAAACUGAUGCAGAAAUUUUGGUGGGGUCACAAGGAGAACGACAAGAAGAUACAUUGGAUGAGUUGGGAGAGAAUGGGACGUGCAAAAAAUGUGGGAGGCUUGGGAUUCAGAGAUCUCAUUUGCUUUAACAAGGCUCUCUUAGCGAAGCAAUGUUGGCGCUUAUUGCAGUAUCCUUACAGCUUGGCAGCGAAGAUUAUCAAAGCUAAAUAUUACUCCACAAGGACGUUAUUGUUAGCAAAUUUGAGGAGUAAGCCAUCAUUCACUUGGAGGAGCUUGUUGGUUGGAAGGGAACUGCUUGAAGAAGGAUUAAUCUGGCGCAUAGGCAAUGGGACAUCUGUUCAGAUUAGGGGAGACAAAUGGAUUCCUUUGCCAAUCACUUACACCACUCAGACAUGUAAUUCACUCAUCGGGGAGAACGCAUUGGUAGCUGAAUUAAUGGAGGAAAAUCCGAGGCAAUGGAAUAGGCACUAUAUAGUCUAUAUUUUCCAGAGCUUUGGGGAGGAGGAAGCUACUGCGAUCUGUAACCUCCCACUGAGCAGACAUCACCACGACGACAAGAUGAUUUGGCGUGCGACAAAUUCAGGAGAGUUUUCGGUAAAAAGUGCGUAUCAUCUCGAGAAGGAAAGACUAGAUAGAUUGAAGGGAGAAUGUUCUACGGGGGUGAGAACGCAGGCAGUAUGGAAGAUGAUUUGGGGUUUGAAGGUUCCACAUUCAGCCCAAGUGUUUCUAUGGAGGGCUUGUAACAAAAUUCUGCCGACAAAAGAUAAUCUCAAGAAGCGGAAAGUGGUUGAGGAUGAUAUUUGUAUUUUCUGUUGCAGUGCUGUCGAAACUACCCACCAUAUACUUUGGGACUAUCCAUCAUCUCAGGAUGUCUGGUGUGUCAGCAAUAACAAGCUCCAAAAAUGCAGAUCGGGUGGUAAUAACUUUUGUGAGCUGGUGGAAUACCUGAUGGGGUCGGUAAAGAGAGAAGAGAUGGAGCUGUUCGCUAUGGUUGCUAAAAGAAUCUGGAAGCGACACAAUGAGGUGGUGCACGGGGAUGUUUUUUCACAUCCUAGCACAAUCGCAAGGCAGGCCAUAGAUCAGCUCCAGCUAUACCGUCAGGUAAAUGAGAGACAAGCGGAUGCUCAUGACCUUUCCUAG
Molecule: messenger RNA, 2037 nt
Organism: Corylus avellana
Lineage: Eukaryota; Viridiplantae; Streptophyta; Magnoliopsida; Fagales; Betulaceae
Source: RefSeq, a predicted model, not a curated record